Molecule: messenger RNA, 507 nt
Organism: Ilex paraguariensis (yerba mate)
Lineage: Eukaryota; Viridiplantae; Streptophyta; Magnoliopsida; Aquifoliales; Aquifoliaceae
Source: the annotation of a GenBank genome assembly
AUGGGAUUAUGCGGGCUUCCAUUGAUUACAAAAUGCUCUGAUGCUAGUGUGAUACCAACAUCACCAAAUGCUAUGAUACCAACAUCAUCAGCACCAAAUGCUACUGAGGUUGAUUGGCAGUUCACAUUCACUGGGUUGGGAUUCGGGGUAGGAGCUGGAGUAAUUGUUGCGCCUCUGAUGUUCUGGGAGCAAGGGAGGAACUGGUUCAACGAACGCAUUGAUACUCUUGUUUGGAUGAUUCUUGCAACAUUUGGAUUCAAGUACACCGGCUGUGGUGGCGGGAAGGUUGAGGCAGAGGAAAGUAUUGAAGAGGAGCCCCUAGAUGACACAGAAGAAUCUGAUGAAGAUGAAGAUCCAAUUGAAGAUAUAGCACUUCGAGGUCAGUAUUGCGUGUUUUGCACAAAACUUGAUAUCCAUAGGAAGAAAGCCAUACAUAAUCCAAAAUGCACUUGUCAUGACUCGCCACCCAUAUUUUCUUCUUCUUUCUCAUCAUCUUGUUCUUCAUAG